AUGAUGUUCACAGUAACCGGUACAUUUUCGCCCUCAUCAUCAACAUCAUCAAUACCAUCUUCAACGGUUAAAUGUGAUGCGAAGAAAAUUGAAACAUUUGGUGAUAUUGUUGAUGGUACCACGAAUGAAUUAAACAAUAGUAGCACAUCAAAUUCGACAUUAACAACAGCAACUGUUCAAUCAAUUGAUAAAGAAACAACAUUAACAACAACAACAACAACAACAACAACAACCACAACCACAACUUCAACAUUAACAAAUAAGAAUUUAAGUGGAAAUAUUGAAAGUGAUGGGAAAUCAGUACAUGGAAUUGUUGCAUCAUUGAUACGUGCAGCUGAGGAGACACGUUUUCAGGCACCUGAUAAACCAAAAUCAUUAAAUCUUAAUAAUAAAACAAUUGAACAGAAACAUUCAUCAGCAAUUGCUAUUACUUCUAAACAACAACGACAACAGCAACAACAACAACAACAACAACAGGAAACUGGUACUCAAACAAGUCCAUACUCGUUAUCCAGAUCAAGUUCAUUCGAUUGGAUAAACGAAUCAUCCAUUGAUGAACAGUGCAGUGAGGAACUUAUCAUUACUUCAACUGAAUCACAGGGAACACCCGAAGAUCCUGAAUAUUCUUCAUUAAAUCGAGCUGCGAAAUCUCAUACUACUACUGAUAAGGAAGUUCAAGGAAUGUUGCGCCAAAAUGAUGAUUUACGUGAAGAAAGAAAAAUACAAUCGUCGGAAGUUAUUGAUGAAAGUAUUGCAAUGUUAUUGGAAUAUGCUGAAGAUAUGGAUAUUGUACCAAACCAGAAAUUGCAUUAUCCAGUUAUCAAUGAAAAUUUUGCAAAAGUUGCAAAUGAUAUACGCAAUAGUGAAUCAGUUUUAAUGCCAUCUGAUAGUUCCAGAAACCGGAUAUCAUCAUCAUCAACAAAUAAUCAAAAUGAAUUUUUUCGACGUUUUAAAUCAUCGACGGAUAAUGGAAAUGGUACGAUAAAUUUGGCUGGCCAAACUAACCAACAAACAUACAUUGGAAAACGUUCUUCACAAGGAUCUAUGAAUGGUAGUAUAUAUGAUAAUGUGCCUUAUCAAAUUAGGCAUGCCUUACUCUUAGGUAAUAUCAAUACAUCUAAUGUUUCCGGUGCUACCGGAUCACAUGAAUUAUCCCGAAAAGAUAGCAACGCAGACUCAACAUCAGUAUCGAAUAAAUUGAAUCAUGAUGCCAUCUUAGCCCAUGGCACAAAAAUUAUGGACGAUUUAUCGUCACCGAAUGAUAGCACUAUAUCUCAGCGUGAAAUUAGUGCCAAUUCUGGCUUGGCUGAUAGCGAGAGCUCUCCGAUGACUCCCGAUGCUCCAACUUCGAUUAGACUCCGUUCGAACGGUCGAUAUCGAAAGCAGCAACCAAAUGUUAAAAAUAGAUAUCAAAUGGCUCAGAUAAAAAUAGAUUCAUCAUUUGAAGUGGAUACAAAUGGCACAGAAGUACGUUCACCACCACCACCUUCACCUCGUUUGGAUAGGGAAAAGCAAACUUUAUCGAUGGUAUUGGCAUCUGAUUUGUUCGCUUUCAGUACUGGACGUGUUCCGGAACGAGCAGAAAGUUGUGAAGAGUUAGAUGUUGAUUUUACUGAACAGACAGGCGAUGAAUUAUAUGCACAGAAAAAGCAAAAAGCUGGUGGGUAUUUUAGACUUUAA
Cercopithifilaria johnstoni is the source of this 1680-nucleotide messenger RNA. NCBI's taxonomy places the organism in Eukaryota, Metazoa, Nematoda, Chromadorea, Rhabditida, Onchocercidae. The record is from the annotation of a GenBank genome assembly.